Molecule: messenger RNA, 867 nt
Organism: Notothenia coriiceps (black rockcod)
Lineage: Eukaryota; Metazoa; Chordata; Actinopteri; Perciformes; Nototheniidae
Product: protein FAM180A-like
Exons: 3
Coding region: 47-562 (171 amino acids)
Source: RefSeq, a predicted model, not a curated record
UUCAAACUCAACAGUCACAGCAUUGUCCACCAUCGUUGUGUGUGUGAUGAGGAUCAACAUGACGCAGUGGUGGGCUCUACUCAUCAUUCUUAACCUGGCAAUGCACCUGGCAGCCUCUCAGCAUCACAGGAAAACUCUGUAUCCAUCUGCAUAUAGGAUAAAGCGCGGGACGUAUUCGCUCAUCAACCCCACGUUCCUGCGAUCGGCGGAGGAUGUGGACCUGCUUUUUGAGAUCCUGCUGGCUGGAAUGCAGAUCCGAGAUGAAGAACACCACAUGCUGAUCCCAGAUGAGGAGCUGGCCUCCCUGAGGAGCGCGGAGAAGCUGGAGGUCAUCUGUGAGGACGUCCUGCCCAAGUCGCUCUCAGACAUCCGCCGCCUGACAGUGGAGCUGGGCCGGCGCCACCAGCCUCUGAGCUGGCAGGACUUCGAGAGGACGGUGCUGACGCUGGUGUACACCACCCAGACGCUGGCUGCAGCGAGCAGCCAGCAGCAGAAGGAGGCGUGGACAGACGCAGCGGUGCAGCUCUUCAGAGCCCUGCAAAAAGACCUCAAAUCCUCUUGAGGGAGGAUCACAAGAUUUAUUAUUUUAAGAUGUUUUUAUGGGCAUUCACUUGCUUAUGGUCACUGAUUCAUUGUAUGUGUUACACUGCAGUUCCUGUCUGAAGCUUUUUCCAAGAAGUUAUCGAUCCAGUAUACUAAUUGUUAUAGAAUACAAGAAAUCAACCAAAAAAGAACUCCUAUCCAUCCACUAGUUAUUAAAAUACUAGUUAUUGAAAACACUAGUGGGUGGACCUUAAAGGUCUCCUAUUAUGCUAUUUUUAGGCAUAUAUUAUGGGUCUCAGAUAUAUAAAAAUAUAUAAAAAACAU